Molecule: messenger RNA, 1432 nt
Organism: Nomascus leucogenys (northern white-cheeked gibbon)
Lineage: Eukaryota; Metazoa; Chordata; Mammalia; Primates; Hylobatidae
Gene: MRPL36
Product: mitochondrial ribosomal protein L36
Exons: 2
Coding region: 609-1196 (195 amino acids)
Biological process (GO): translation; ribosome biogenesis
Cellular component (GO): ribosome; mitochondrial large ribosomal subunit
Molecular function (GO): structural constituent of ribosome
Source: RefSeq, a predicted model, not a curated record
AAUGCCCCUGAUUACACCGAGUACUGUGCACUUGUUUGACUUUUCAUCAAUGGCCUAAAAGUUAAGCGGCCCCGUUGCGCCGGCAGGUGCAGCCUCACGCAGUUGCAGCCGCAGGCUAGAGCUAGGUCCCUGAUGAGGCAGGCAAUGGUGUGCGAAAUCUUCAGCGCUUAGGAGUACCCAGUGGUUCUUAUUUAGCGGACAGGCAGGGGAGGAUGUAAACUGAAGAUAUAUUGUUUAUAUUCUUACGAUAACCGAUAAUCAUGACACGUUUAAAUAUCAAAAUUACUGGGUGAAGGAGUCAACUGCUUAGCAGAAGAGACUGGAAGUGCAUGCUCCUCGUUGAAGGCAAGCGUUCCUGUGUGUGGUUAUGGGGAGCCGCGGAGGAAACGUAUAUUUGGGGGAUUUCUGCAACAGAGCCUAGUACACCAAUUGAUUUUACAGCACGCAAAUACAGCCUCUAAAAAGGCCCGUUUUGCUUAGAGCUGACUUGGGUAUAAAUCCCAGCUUAACGCUCCAGCAUCCAGCUUUUAUUUUGCUGUGGUCAGAGCCUGAGGACCAGGUGACCCCAAGAACAAAACACUGGGGAUGGAUGAGUGGUGGGGGACACGAUGAAGAGGGGGAAAGGCAUGAGAAACAAUAAUACACGUGAAAACCUCCUGAAAACGGAAAGACGUCUCAGCAAACGUGGUGGUCAGAGGCAGAUUUGUCCUGGAGCUGAUAAACUCCAGCGGCCCGCCCGGUGUUCACCGGGUCAGGUGGAAAAAGUGGGCGCUGCGAUGAAGCGUUGGGGCCUGCAGGGAGCGCGGGGUGGACGCAGCCACGUCUGCAACUCACCUGGACACACACAAAAAGGAAGGCGGAUGGAGUUACAGAUUCACCACAACAUGGCAAAUCUUUUUAUAAGGAAAAUGGUGAACCCUCUGCUGUAUCUCAGUCGUCACACAGUGAAGCCUCGAGCCCUCUCCACAUUUCUGUUUGGAUCCCUUCGAGGUGCAGCUCCCGUGGCUGUGGAACCCAGGGCAGAAGUACGCUCACUUCUCUCACCCGGCCUCCUGCCCCACCUGCUGCCCGCGCUGGGGUUCAAAAACAAGCGUGUCCUUAAGAAGCGCUGCAAGGACUGUUACCUGGUGAAGAGGCGGGGUCGGUGGUACGUCUAUUGUAAAACCCAUCCGAGGCACAAGCAGAGACAGAUGUAGACCCUUUCCCUCCAGAGUCACGCACAUACUCGUCAUCGCGUCACUUGGGAAAAUGGUUGUAUCUUACGGAAGGAAUUAUCACAUCAAGGAGUCGGGGGAAAGUGACUGGAAGCAAACGCGCUAAAAGUUACCCAUCACGUUUCAGUGUAAAUGAGUAACUAUAGAAGACGUUGCAUUAUCUUAUUUCCAAAACGUUCCAAUUAAAAAACAUUUUCCUAUUAAAACAGACCUGAAUA